This is a messenger RNA of Aphidius gifuensis, 1191 nucleotides long. RefSeq lists its product as uncharacterized. The coding region runs from base 167 to 1066 and encodes 299 amino acids. The record is from RefSeq and is a predicted model, not a curated record. Lineage: Eukaryota; Metazoa; Arthropoda; Insecta; Hymenoptera; Braconidae. The transcript is spliced from 6 exons.
AUAGCGGGGAUAAAAUGUUUCUAUUUAAAAUUCAAUUUAUUUAAACCUCAAUUCGUAUUCAUUGAGUAACCCCAAUGGUAGUUUUGAUAUUAAAUCAUUGUUAGUAUAUCACAACUAGUAAAUUGCUUGACCAGUCUAUACAUAUUUUUUUUUUAUAAAUUCAAAAAUGAUAUAUAAAUUAUUGUUUAUAAUAUUUAUAAUGGUUAUAAUACAUUGCAAGGUUGUUUAUUCAAGUUUACCACAAGAUGAAUACUAUUACUCUGAUGAACCAAUUAAAAAGUAUCAUUGUUGUGCACGUUAUGAAAAAAAAAUAAGUGUCGGUCAUGGUGUAUCGGGAGAAAUAAUAACUAUUGAUGCUGGACAUUGUCGUAAAGUUUGUCCAAAACAUACCAUUGAUGAUCCUGGUGAUGCUAGUCGUCCUGCAGUUCAGAGAUGUCCAGCUCAAUCAAUAUGUCAUCCAAGAGGUUCAAGAUUAGAAAGAGUAUCAACAUUGCAAGGUGUUAAAAUCAUUGAGACAGUUGAUACAUGUGAUUGUUGGUCAUCACAAUCAAAAUGCAAUAGAGUAUCAUUUGAACAGCUUGUUCAUUCAGGUACACCAUAUCAAGCAACAAUAGAUGUUGGCUAUUGUCAUGGUACAUGUUCAAAAUCAUUAAAUUGCAAACCAUUGAAGAAUACUACAAUCAGCAUCAAAGGACCAGAUGGCGAUGAAGUUUAUCAGGUAAUUAAAAAAUGUGGAUGUGCAUCAAAAUGUCACAGAAUGGAUCGUACCGAGAGUGUCCUUGAUUAUAGCCAGCUUGAAAUUAAAAAAGGCAUUAACACAACUGAUGUAAAACCGGUUGUUCGAAAUAUCAAUGUUGGUCAGUGUGUUGGAAAUACUGGCUCAUGUCUUGGAAAUAAAACAGAAACUUGUCUUCUUCGUGAUAAAAAAAAUCCAACAAUAUGUGUUGCUAGUUUAUAUACAAAACAGCAUAGUUGUACACCAGCAAGAUUUAAAAUUCACGAAUACAGAAAUCGAAGAGGCUUCAAACGUGAAAUUAUACAAAUUGUCGAGUGUGCAUGUAUUUAAAAUUAAUUUUAUUAAAAUCAUGAUAUAUUUUGUUAUAGAAAUAAAUUUUUAAAAUAAUGAAUUCUAUAUUUUUUUUGUAUAAUAUGAUAAAUCAAUAAAAAAAAAAAAAACAUUUUCGAAAUGAA